CGCUUGGAGACAUAACCUUCGGGCCACGUGGGUGUCCUCGUUGAAACCGGCUGCGCAAGCAGCGAGUUCAAGGAGACUCGGACGCGAUUUGCAAAGGCGCCAUCGGAGCGGAGCAGGUGCAAGACGCUCAAGGCUCAAGAUGCCCCGGGGGAGCAGGAGUGUGGGGUCUCGGUCGCCCGCGGCCAGCCCAGCACCAUCUCAUGCCCACCCCCCAGCCCACCCUCCACCUUCAGCCGUGGCAGCCCCAGCUCAGCCGCAGCAGCCUGGGUUGAUGGCCCAGAUGGCCACCACUGCAGCGGGAGUGGCUGUUGGCUCUGCCGUGGGCCACGUGGUUGGCGGCGCUCUCACCGGGGCAUUCAGUGGAGGUAGCAGCUCGGAGCCAGCGAAACCAGCCAGUACUGUCCAGGAGCCCAGGCAGCAGCCGGCGUAUCAGCAAUCCCAGUAUGGACCAUGCCACUACGAGAUGAAGCAAUUCCUGGAUUGUGCUACCAACCAGAGCGACCUGACCUUGUGCGAGGGCUUUAGUGAGGCCCUGAAGCAGUGCAAAUACAACAGCGGUGUUUCUUCUCUCCUGUGAAGACAUUUCCCACACUAACGCAUCAAAAUAAGAUCCUGGAGUAGAGCCAUUGAAACCCAAGAAGGACUGGAAGGGCUAGCAAGCAGCAGACGAGAAGGGGAAAGGAUCCAACCAGAUCACAAAAUCUCUUUAGCGUUGUUCUCAGUUGUAAAUUAGCAAGUCAAAAGAAUUCCGGUUGAAUUCUUACAAUGCCGCUUAUGAGACGUGGCAUGUUCGAGAGAAAUGUGCAAUAAAAGAUGGUUUAUUUUAAUCUA
Molecule: messenger RNA, 831 nt
Organism: Eublepharis macularius
Lineage: Eukaryota; Metazoa; Chordata; Lepidosauria; Squamata; Eublepharidae
Gene: CHCHD10
Product: coiled-coil-helix-coiled-coil-helix domain containing 10
Exons: 4
Coding region: 140-577 (145 amino acids)
Biological process (GO): mitochondrion organization
Cellular component (GO): nucleus; mitochondrion
Source: RefSeq, a predicted model, not a curated record